AUGGCGCUGGAAGAGAAGAAGGGCGCUCAUGUCGGGUCGGUGCCAGACACGGCCGCCAAGGGGGCCGCCACGGGUGCUGCCGCGGGCAUAGGGAUCUGGGGGCUGGUCAGUCCGGCUGUGCACAUGCUCGGGUUCAUGUCGGGCGGCAUCGCCAGCGGCUCCACCGCCGCAUCCAUGAUGUCCACCGCUGCGGUCGCGAAUACCGGGAGUAUCGCAAGUGGAAGCACAGUGGCAGUGCUGCAAAGUAUUGGAGCCCUUGGCAUUGCGACGUCAACAGGCGUCGGCAUCGCCGCAGUCGGGGCAGUCGUCGGUGCUGCUGCUCCCCUCACCAAAUGGUACUUCUCCAAGCCCAUAGAACAAGCUGCUGCUCAAGCAUCGAGUGCUACAACGCCGUCGCCGUUCGUCAUCAGGGCAAUGCUCGACCGAGGAAAGAAGCCCAUUUCCCCCAACGAGUGGCCAAAGACCCCGUUACCUGCUGCGACUCUACCCGUAGUUCCUCGCGCAACUAAUGAAAACUAA
This is a messenger RNA of Phytophthora sojae, 519 nucleotides long. RefSeq lists its product as hypothetical. Gene Ontology annotation, cellular component: membrane. Bases 1 to 519 code for a protein of 172 amino acids. The transcript has a single exon. The record is from RefSeq and is a predicted model, not a curated record. Lineage: Eukaryota; Oomycota; Peronosporomycetes; Peronosporales; Peronosporaceae.